Monoraphidium neglectum is the source of this 999-nucleotide messenger RNA. RefSeq lists its product as hypothetical. The record is from RefSeq and is a predicted model, not a curated record. The coding region runs from base 1 to 999 and encodes 332 amino acids. The transcript is spliced from 2 exons. Lineage: Eukaryota; Viridiplantae; Chlorophyta; Chlorophyceae; Sphaeropleales; Selenastraceae.
AUGGGAGACGAGGAGGAGGGUGGUGUGCCCGCUGAGCGGCCGCCUGCAGCGAUGCCGGGCAGCGGCGGCGGCGACGGUAAUAACAGCAGGGGCGGUUUCGGCGGCGGCUCUGGCGGGCGGGCUGCCGCCGGCGGCGGCGCCGGCCGGCGCAACACCGCGCCGCCAGGCGGCGGCGCGAGGAGCGCGCCGCUCGUAACGGCCUCCGCUGCCGCGGAAGCCGAGCGGGCGGCGGUGGAGCGGGCGCGGCGGCGGCUGGGGGACGCGGUCGCGGCUGCUGACGUGGACAGGCGGGACGUGCUGGGGGUGUCCCCUUGGCUUCCGGCGGCGGGCACUGCCGCUCUGGGCGCCGCCGGCGACGCGGCGAGCACCCUCGUGACGGCGCUGAGCGGCAGCGCCGGCCCGCGCCGCGCGGCGUGCGGCGGCGGCGGCGCCGGCUGGGGCGGCGGCGAGGCGCGACGGGCGGGCGGCGCGGGGUCGCUGACAACGGGCAGCGCGUUCGACACUCUGGCCCACCUCGCUGCAGACGCGCGCCCGACGCAGCCGCUGCCGCCACCCCCGCCGCUCUCCGGCCGCCUCGGGCCCCGCCUCGCGUCUGCAGCCAGGACGCUCUCCGUGGCGCGCACCGGCACGGCACUAACCUCGGACCUCGAGUUCGAUCUGAGCGCCUUGGACUACAGCGACCCCGCGUACGAGGUCCUCGCGGGCCAGGGCACGCGCGACCCCUCGGGCUCCGCCGCCGCGGUCGCCGGCGCGCUGCGCCCCGCCCGCAGCGCCCCGCACGCGCUCGACUUUGCAGGCACAACGGCCGCGGCGGCGGAGGGCGGCGCCGGCGGCGGCGCGCCGGGCGCAGCGUCAAGCGCGCUGGACGGCGGCCAGAGGUUCGUGCUGAGGGCUGAGGCGCGCCACCUCAGCCUGCCGCCCCCCGAGUAUGCCGAACAGGGCGCCAGGGCCGGCGCGACUGCGGUGCACGCGCCGCUGAUGCCUGGGGCGCCUGCGUGA